GGGACAACUUCUGGAGGAGUUGUUGCCAGCUCCGGAGAUCGACAGGCCAAAAACAGACCGCCAAGACGUUACAUUGGAUUUAACUUACGUUAAGAAAAGCCCCAGCAGAUACAUGACAGUAUUCGCGUGAAUCCACGCACGAGACAUUAAAGCGUGCGACAUGUUCACGCGCGGGUCCAAGAAGCGACGCUCCAAUCGCUCGAACGAGGUGGAGGAUCCAGACAGAGGGCAGCCAUGUAUGCGCUGUGGUGAACAGUGUCCCGGCUUCCACAUGCAUGGAUGGAGGAAGAUCUGUGUGCACUGUAAGUGUGUGCGGGAAGAGCAUGUGGUGCGCUCGGUGCCAGGCCAGCUGGAGAGAAUGAUGAUGAAGCUGGUGUCUGACUUUCAAAGGCACUCCAUAUCUGACGACGACUCAGGCUGCGCCUCGGAAGAAUAUGCCUGGGUGCCGCCCGGACUCAAGCCUGAACAGGUUUAUCAAUACUUCAGCUGUAUUCCAGAUGACAAGGUUCCAUACGUGAACAGUCCAGGAGAACGAUAUCGCAUUAAACAGCUUUUACACCAACUCCCAGCCCAUGACAGUGAGCCUCAAUACUGCAACUCUAUGGAUGAAGAUGAGAAGAAGGAACUGAAGUCAUUCAGCCAGCAGAGGAAGAGAGAGAAUCUGGGCCGUGGCAUUGUACGACUUUUUCCAGUUACUAUGACCGGAGCCAUCUGCCAACAGUGUGGCAGGCAGAUCUGUGGUGGUGAUAUGGCGGUGUUUGCGUCUCGGGCAGGUCACGGCUCCUGCUGGCAUCCUCAGUGUUUCCAGUGUGCUUCCUGUAGCGAGCUGUUGGUGGAUCUCAUUUACUUCUAUCAGGACGGACACAUCUACUGCGGCCGACACCAUGCUGAACACAUCAAACCCCGAUGCCAAGCCUGCGAUGAGAUCAUCUUUGCGGAUGAGUGUACAGAGGCUGAGAGCCGCCACUGGCACAUGAAACAUUUCUGUUGUUUUGAGUGUGAGACAGCGCUCGGAGGUCAGCGAUACAUCAUGAGAGAGAGUCGGCCUUACUGCUGCUGUUGUUAUGAGUCACUGUACGCCGAGUACUGCGACAGCUGCGGAGAACAUAUUGGUAUAGACCAGGGUCAGAUGACAUACGAGGGCCAGCACUGGCAUGCCUCUGAAGCAUGUUUUUGCUGUGCCUGCUGUCGGAUCCCUCUGCUGGGCAGACCCUUCCUGCCGCGUGGCGGACUCAUUUUCUGCUCUCGCUCCUGUUCGCUGGGGGAAAACCCAGAUAACUCAGACUCCUGCGAUUCUGCCCUCCAGAGCAGUUCUGCAACACAUAAACCCAGUCAAAAACAGCAGUGUAGUUCCACACAAUGGCCACAGGGGGGAAUCAAUCCCAUUGAUGCCAGCUCUAAAGCCAGUACACAGAAGAAUGCAGUCAUAGCUACCAGUACAACAACAGUGAAUGGGUGUAGUCAUUUUCCACUGGAGAGCAGAGGUGUUCACACCUCAUUCCCUCCUAUUCCAAAGGGUGAUCCUCCACCGUAUGGACAAAAACACACACAAAACACCUAUUCACCCUCUCAGAUCUGCCCUGAAGCCAAAAACAUGGCAGAAUUACCGUGCAGAGACCAAUCACACAUCAGCACGCACCAAGUGAAUAACAACAAGACUGACAAUUCAUGCAGUGGUCUGGAGUUUACAGUGGAGCUGAAUGGAUAUGCUGAAUUUGGCCCUUUUCCAGCAAGCUGCACAUCCAGGGGUACUUCCACAGCAAAGGAUUGUGGAGGCAUUGUCGAGAGCAGUUGUACAGAAAUUCCCCCUCAACCUCCACGUUCAGAUGAAUUUACAGAUGUAGAUGACUCGGACUCCUUUCCGCCCCCUCCGCCCACUUGUUUCUUCGAGCCAUAUGAUUCGCCAACCCCUUCAGAUUCCCCGCCCACUGUCACUGAAGCGGAAGACACUCCCACCGCACCUGUCCGUAGCAGCACCGCACGGGUCAGCUUCAGAGAGCCAAUCAGCUGCAGUUAUACAGUGGAAGAGGAAGAGUGGGAGGAGCAGGAGGAGGUAAAUGUGGAGAGAAAAGAGGAGGAGGAGCAGGAGGAAGAUGAAGAUGAAGCUGAGGGGAGUUUGGGACAGCGGUUGCGGCUGUGCAACGGAGUACCUGCACAAAUGGACCUGUUGGAUGGUUCGUACCACCGUGGUUUCCGUCGGAGCCACCUCGCCACAGAGAAGCGAAUGCGGCGUUUUAGAGGAUCACGGAGCGACAGACCUCGUCUGGACACCCUGGACUACCGGGAUGGAGACUGCAGACGUCGCUCCAACAGUGUCCUGGACGGCAGCAGUAAUGGCAGCCUGAAACUACACUCCUCCCGCUACAGACACGAAGACUCCUGCUCCACCUGCUCCUCUUCCUCAGACUCUGAGGAGGAAGGCUUUUUCCUGGGCCAGCGCAUUCCUCUGCCACCGCAGCUGACGGGUGGAGAGAGGGUGAGGGAAGGACAGAAAGAGGAAGAGGAUGAGCAGAAAAUACGAACAGGAAGUUUUAGGAGGAAAAGGACACAGAGUCUCGGUAGAAAAGACAAGAACUGCAUAGUGUCCUGAGACCGAGAGAAUGAGGCUGUGUGCAGAAUAGCAUACUUCUUUACUACUCUUACUAUUGCUGCAGUAUACAGCGUGUAUACCAGGGCUUAAGAGUAAAAGAAAAUCUAUUUUGCUGGCCCUACCAAAAAAAAUAAAAAAUUAUGAAUUAUAUAUUUUAGAAAUGUAUUUUCAUAUGUGCAAGAAUAAAUUAAAUAAAUAAAUAAAUGUUAAGAUGUUUACCAAAUUUCAAGACAUUUUUACACACUAUUGGAUAAAAAAUGCUAUAUAACAAUUUUUAUUUUCAAGAUAAUAACUGGACUCCACUCGCUGAAUUAAACGUGCAACGUAAUGCUACAAACAUAGUGACAACAAUGAAGCACGCUGCUGUUUGAGAAGUUAUCAAUAAUGUCUACUGUUUAAAAAUAGUAGGCAGUAUACGUAUAGUGUAUAGUGGACAGGAUUCAGUAACAGUGUUGAGUGUAAUCUGAUCACCUAAUUAGUUACUAUAAUCUAAAAUCAAAAUUAGUGUAAUGUGUUACUUUGUAUAUUCUUGUAAUCAGAUUACAGUAACAGACUUUCAGUUAAUUUCAAAGUAAUUACAUUGUGUACAUUAAUUGGGAUACACUUAUUUCUAAAAUAAUAUUUACUAUAUACUAUAAUAUACUUAUAUUUAAAAUAUGAACUCAUAUGUCCAUUUGUACUUCUGUUUGCGUUUCUGUGAGUGACAGGAAGGAGAAAAAUAUAGACAUUAUUUUAAAUUUGUUGAGCAGAAAAACAAACGCAUCUAUGAAAAGGGUUUAAAAAAAAAGUAAAAAUUAAAGUAGUUAGUGAUGUGAUUACUUCUCGAUGAAGUAAUCAGUCAUCUGAUAAUUUAAAAAAGUAAUUAAUCAUUUGUAGUGGAUUACUUAUUUUGAGUAAUUUUCCAACACUGUUUAGUAAGCAGUAUUAUAUUCCGAAUAUAGCCUAUGAAACAGAAAAUGCGUAAAUAACUCUAAAACUAUUAUUUAAAAAGGAAUAUUUUUUCCUGUAUAGGAUUUUUAAAGCUGAAGAUAUUUCAAUUUCUGCACCACCAAACGGAAUUGCUAAAAUUAACACGGUUUUCAAAACAGCUUUCUGAAUAGACCCCCCUGUCUGCCGUUGGUGAAACAAAGAGAUAGCCCCUCGAUGUGGUCGCUCAAAACAAACACGGGAAGCGCCCGAAUGAACCUAUGAAUGGCUUUCUCAUAUUAAGCUAGGAUAGGAGAAAGUAUUUUAACAGAACAAAUUACAUACAAGUUACAUCAGUUUUAAAAGACCUUUCUGUGCACUUACAUCACAUUACAAGAUCUAACACUGCUCAAUAAACUCAACCAAACCAAGAAGCUGCUUAGUCAUGAACAAAGAUCACAUUAUCUGAUUGUCUGUGCAUCAGUGUAGCACCUUUUUAAAGAGGUGAUUACAUAUUAUCCAAUAAGUGCUUAGUCAAAUUUACUGUCAUUAUUUUUUAUGACAAGGCAGAGAAACCUUUCUAAACCAAUUUUGGCAGUGGCGGCCUAAUCAUUUGAAGUCUAGGUCUGCGGUGUGAUUCAUGUCAUUAAGAAAAUACCAUUUCACAAUUAAUAAUACACACUAUGCCUGUGGACAUUAUAUUUUGUCCAUGUCACAGCCGACUAUUAAUACCAACUGACAUUUUAAAAACACAUCCACGCACGAAAGCCAAAUCCAAGGAGGUCUAUAAUACCAGGAAAAAGCUAUCUAAUAAUAUUUGCGAUUUAGAUGUUGCUUGCAAUAAAUUUUAGAAAGAAAAUAUUUGCCACGUAAACCCUUGAUCGGAUUGCUUUCUGAAACUGGGACGUUGUGCGCAUGACGACAAGGGAAUGCUGAACUCUGAGAAGACGUGUGACCAAUAGAAGAUCGAAGAGUCACACACUAUUGACCUCUAAUAUUUCAAAGAUGUUUUUAUUGUUGCUGGAUAGUAAAUGGACAGUAUAUUUGAACAUUCUGAAUGAUUGUUUUAUUUGUGAUGUAUUGUUUAUUUAAACUAGAAGCCUUUGUGCAACAUCAGCUCGUUCGGAAUAAUCGAUCAGAUUGAUUUCAUUACGAAUAAAAAAAAAAAAGUGUCCAUGUAAACGCAGCUAAUGGCGAAAGCAUAAGUGAUGACAGCCAAUUCGUCAGCUAGAUCUGCUAUACAAAUACAUUUGAAAUGAAUUGAAAAUCUUUCUCUGAGUUUAAAUGACUUAAGUUACUAUAAUAGAAAAAAGACACUGUCAAAUUAAAGUAUAUAUUUUCCAUAUAAAAUUUUUAUAAUUAAUUUUGUUUUAGCCCAAUGGCACUAUAAAAGCCAGAUAUUUUAAUUUUGCAAAUAAUAUAAUGUUUACUAUUUUUCUCACACAGGGGGUCCCUCGCAAGGGGAUCAUAUUUGGUGUCCUUGGCAUCAAUACGUUUAAAAACCCUUGGCGUAGUAUACAAUGCAUAUGGCGUAGUAUACAACACACUAUUGUAUUGUGAAACAGUACCAGACACUAUUCAGCCUGAGACAGACACAUAUAUUAAAAUAAAUAGAGAAUUUGGAAAGCCCAAAUUGGCGGGUUUAGAAAAGGAAGUCCCGGGUGCCUGGAAAGCUCAGUGAGAAUUGACACUGACCACCACCCCUGGAGUCGCGAGUUCGAAUCUUUGAAAAGUUCGAAAGUUGACUCUAGCCAGGUCUCCUAAGCAACCAAAUUGCUAGGGAGGGUAGAUUCACAUCCUAGGUAACUCGGUGGGGCGCGUGGUGAGUUGUGCGUGGAUGCCGCGGAGAAUAGCAUGGAGCCUCCACACAUGCUACCUCUCCACGGUAACGCGCUCAAGACACGUAAUAAGAUGUGCGGAUUGACGGCUUCAGACACGGAGGCAACUGAGAUUCGUCCUCCACCACCCGGAUUGAGACGAGUCACUACGCCACCAUGAGGACUUAGUUUUUGGGAAUUCCAAA
Messenger RNA from Xyrauchen texanus (razorback sucker), 5519 nucleotides. RefSeq names its product prickle planar cell polarity protein 3-like. The record is from RefSeq and is a predicted model, not a curated record. Gene Ontology annotation, molecular function: zinc ion binding. The coding region runs from base 161 to 2590 and encodes 809 amino acids. The transcript is spliced from 11 exons. Lineage: Eukaryota; Metazoa; Chordata; Actinopteri; Cypriniformes; Catostomidae.